AUGGGACGGACAGUCUCCCUACUGAUGAGCUUGCCGCCCUGCCGAACGGCGACGGGGUCGCAGAUAGCCAGUGCCUUGCGAAGCCUUCACAGAGAGUUUUGCCCUCUACCGGCAGCCUCCGACUUUCACCUGCGGACGGCGCACGACGCUGUGGCGCAAACCGACUCCGGAUACGUUACCGAGGACGAGAUUGGCGGCCAAGACGGUGACCGGACGCUGCGCGACGACCCUGUGGAGCGGGAUGCGGCCGUGCGCUGGUUGACCGGCUUCAUAGGCAGAGCGGAUGAGCUCGCCAUCGACGAAGAACUUCGGGACCAGCUUGUCGAAGAUGCAUGCUUCAUCCUCUCUCAUCUGACCGGCACCAAGGGUGGACAUGCGGAUCGAGAGGAGGACCUCGGCAUGACGCGCGAGUUCGUUUUUGACGUCUUCGGGGAUGCCGGCAUCAAGGUGACGGCCGAGCUUCUGGACACGCCGAUGCAGACGACGCAGGACCAUACCGACGUGGGGAUGCAAACCUGGGGAGCGUCCGUUGCCAUGUCGGAACUGCUCUGCCAUGCACCCGGCCGCUUCGGCUUGGAGAAGGAGACGCUCGACUCGCCUAGACGGAUCGUCGAGUUUGGAGCAGGCACCGGCUUGGUCACGCUGGUUCUGGCCCGCUUGCUGCCCUUGAUGACGGACGCUUGGCCAUCCCAUCGGCUGGUGGCGACAGACUAUCACCCGGCGGUGCUGCAGAAUCUUGAGCGCAACAUCGGAUCGCAUGCGGCCAAAGGGAUGAAUACGGCACCUUCGGAGGCAUGCCACCUCGACUGGUCUGCGCCGACGCACAAACGGCCCCUCGACAAGGCGGCCGACUUCAUCUUCGCCGCCGACGUGGCCUACGCUCCCGAGCAUGCGCUGUGGUUGCGCGACUGCGCCGGCCGGAUGCUGGCGCCGGAUGGCAUCUUCUGGCUCAUGGUGUCGGUGCGGCCGAACGGCAAGUUUGAGCAGAUCAGCGACUCGGUCGAGGCCUCGUUUGCAGACGAUGGAGAGUCCAUCGGGCGAGAUGGCCGCAUCCUGACGUUGAUGUCGGUCGAAAAGGUAGACAAGCACAAAGCGGGACGAGGGGACGAGGUUGGAUAUAAACUGUACAAAAUCGGAUGGGCGCAAGCAUAG
Messenger RNA from Drechmeria coniospora, 1152 nucleotides. RefSeq names its product putative S-adenosylmethionine-dependent methyltransferase. The record is from RefSeq and is a predicted model, not a curated record. Bases 1 to 1152 code for a protein of 383 amino acids. Lineage: Eukaryota; Fungi; Ascomycota; Sordariomycetes; Hypocreales; Ophiocordycipitaceae. The transcript has a single exon.